CUCAUUUACUUACGCUGGCAGAAGUUAACACUUCACAUACAAACCUGAACACACAGAGGUAAGAACACAUGUCUUCAAAACAGCUAAGUCAACUCCACUCCGAAAUGGAGAAAGUUAGAAAUCUCAGGAAACUGAGCGAAGGCGAGAGAAGAAAAGAGCUCCAGAAAGAGAUGUUUAGAGAGCUGAGAGAGAUGGAAAUGGAGCGUCAAGCAACAGCCGAUCAGGAAGCAGUGGAGAAGAGAAGGAGGGAACAAGAAGAAAGGGACAAAGCAGCUGAAAGAUUGCGAAUGGAGAAGGAGAGACUUCAGGAGGAGAGGAGGAGGCAGGAGGCCAAAUGGAGGGAAGAGGAGGAGAAGGCGGCUGGUGAAGUAAAGGCCUUAGAGGAACAGAGAAAGCACCAACUGGAGCAAGAGAGGUGCCAUUGGCUGACAGUGAUGACGGUGGAGGAGAAGCCAAUCACAGGGUCCAGAUUCAUGGUGCGUGACCUGAAAGAGGAGCAGCAGCAGAGCAGGUACAGGCAAGCUGAGCUUUGCCGCCUGAGAAAAGAGGAGGACAGAGCCAGGUCUAAGUGCCUGCUGAAGGCCCAGCAGAGAAGAUGCAUUCAGUUCAACAACUGGGCUGGAAAUCAGAGAGCGGGCGGUGAGCCUGGUGAAACGGACCUCCACCCAACCGGCCGCACAAACACCCCGCCAUCUGAGAGAGUCGGCCUCAAGUGUGAAAAAACACCAAGAAGCUCGGAGUCCCUGCUGUGGCAGAAGGUGAAGCUGGGACUGAGACCCUUGUUGGAGAAGUACAGAGAUGAGUUGGAGAGGAAGAGGGAGGCUCGCGGUCUUAAAGCUGAGGAGCAGUACUCGAAGUGGACCGCCUCCAAAGAGAGACAGCACUUUCUGUUCGAGCAGUUUGACUGCUACACUGAAGGCUUCAACAUGUCCAGAAACAGCAUCCUCAAGAAAGCCUUCUGCUAAAU
Molecule: messenger RNA, 967 nt
Organism: Labrus bergylta (ballan wrasse)
Lineage: Eukaryota; Metazoa; Chordata; Actinopteri; Labriformes; Labridae
Product: inner centromere protein-like
Source: RefSeq, a predicted model, not a curated record